Helobdella robusta is the source of this 1010-nucleotide messenger RNA. RefSeq lists its product as hypothetical. NCBI's taxonomy places the organism in Eukaryota, Metazoa, Annelida, Clitellata, Rhynchobdellida, Glossiphoniidae. The transcript has a single exon. The record is from RefSeq and is a predicted model, not a curated record. The annotation marks the transcript as partial.
AUGGCUCCUACAAUCAACCAGCAUCAACUACAGCAGCAGCAGCAGCAGAUGAUGAUGACCAAGCAGCAGAGGUACAUGUGCCAGCAACGGCAUUAUCAGCAACAGUACGCGGCCCACGGUCAACCUUACAUGCCCUACAGACACCCCUACCACUUCCGGCAACAACAACAUCAUUUUCACCAUCGUCAACAACUGCAGCAACAAAUAUGGCAGCAGCAGCAGCAACAACAAAAUUGUUGCGAUGUUGCAAAUUGCAACUGCAAUCCUAUGCUACAAAAGAAAGCGUCUAUGGAAUUAGGUCAACCGCAGCAACAAUAUUUUGGUGUUGAGCAACAAAAACAGCAAAUGCUUUUACAACAGCAACAUCAGCAGCAGCAACAACAACAACAACAUCAACAACAAUACUAUCGUAUGAUGUCUCUCGGCAAAGCUCCACCGCACCACCACCCCCAACAACAGAUUCAUCAUUAUCAGCACCAACCUCAACAAAUACCUUACUCUCCAACAAAUUCUUCAAUGUUUAGGGACAUUAAACAACAGCAACUGCAACAACAAACAUUCAACAACAUCAACAACAGCAUACCAUCACAACAAAAACAACUUCAUAAAAGCAUCAACAUGCCUUCCCAUCAGAAACACUCAACAACGCAACAACAACAACAUUUUUCACUUCAAGAAACACAACAAUACUAUCCUCAACACCAACAACAUCAACAGCAACAACAACAGCAACAGGCUGACUAUGUCUCGCCUAUAGACAAUACUUUGUCUCUCGAUUUAGACCCUUACGCAUACAUCCCUUUUAACAACAGCAGCAGCAACAACACUCUGGUUAAAGACAUCAACAAAAACAUCAACAACAACAUCAGUGACAACAGCAACAGCAACCUAAACUUUAUUGACAACAACAACGACAACAACAUCAACAACAGCCGUUCAGAAAGUUGUUCAACACCAUCUGCAACGAAGGAAUAUCUGAGGAAAGAAAUUAGGAACAUAUGUAAUGCCAG